CGACCAUUUUGCAACUUUCUAAAGUUUCCACCGUUCAAUGCGAGAAGUCCCUGACGUCACCGGGGGGACUCGGAAGGAAAAGUUCGUGACGUCGAUUUGCUAAGAAGUACAACUAUUUGUAGCUUUAAAAAAAAAAUAAUAAUAAUAAAUAAAUACAAAUAAAUAAAUAAAAAAGGCCAUCUUGCGCGCGCGUGUGUGCAGUUCAGCGUCCAGUUGCGCUAAUGGUGGCUAGGCGGCGUCCCUCCGCAUAUCCGCACCGGAGCGGGACGAAGCGCCGACCCCGCUCUGACGUGUUCAGCCUUCGACCGAACGAGUUCCUCUGAGCUCGAAGCAGACGGAGGACGAGUGCGCGUCCACAUUGCCCCCCUUUAUUUUCGCUAACAUUAGCUUAUUUAUGAUGAUGGCGAUUUUUCGUCGAGGCGGCUGGCUGCAGUUCGGCUCCGAAGGGCGUCGAAGCGACCUCGCGUUCCAACUCAAGCGGGCCUCGGGGCGCGACGAAACUUCGCAGCCUCGGGCUGUCAAUUGUCACACCUCCCAUGCCGCGAGGGUGCGACAAUGUGCACGGGCUCGGCUAAAAGGCAAGCGUUGCCCUCAGGACAAGCGGCACAAAACCCCCUUUAUUAUUAUUAUUAUUAUUAUUAUUAUGAUCAUCAUUGUUAUUUACAGAUAGCAUACUUCCACUCAUUCCAAUAAAUAACCCACCAAACAACAUCAUCAAAUGUUCGCCACGAAAUAGCAUCUCGAAGAAGAAGAAUUAGAAGAAGAAGAAGAAGACGAAUUACAAGAAGAAGAAGAAGAAGAAGAAGAAGCAGAACCUCCCAGAGGCAUAGAACAUAGACAUUUCACGCAGGUCAUCUUUCGCGACACCGUCGGGGGGAGGGGGGGCAUGGAUAUAGAAAUAGGCCUGUCACGAUAAUUACCAUAUCGACUUAUCGUUCGGUAAACAGAACGGACACGAUAAAAGUCCCACACAGACGCUGGCCGCUUGGCAAAAUCAAGAAAUACAGAAAUAACACUGUCUUCGUUGACAGAUAAUAAUGACCAGUUGCAUCGUACACAAACGCAUUCCAGCUGCCCUCGAAAUGAUCAAUCAUCUUUCAGGCAUUUGAAACUUCCCAGUAGACCGCAGUCGUCGUUUUGUUUGAUUCAGUUGAGACUUGUUGAGGUGUGAGACUGUUUUUUUUCUUCUCUCCUCUUCUCAUUGAUUGCUUUUUUGUUCAUCUGCUCCUCCUAAACCCGCAAAGCUCACCUCCUCUAACUCAUCCCAAACGGAAGACCCGGGUGGCUAAUUUCACAUCAAACCAUCUUGGAACUUGCGCGUGUGUGUCGGGCGGACGUGCAGAGCAGACAUCAUGGUGGCCUUGUCGUUAAAGAUUGGAGUGGGCAACGUGGUCAAGACCAUGCAGUUCGAGCCGUCCACCAUGGUGUAUGAUGCCUGCCGCAUCAUCAGGGAGAGAGUUACAGAGGCACAACUCGGACAGCCCAAUGACUAUGGACUGUUUCUCUCUGAUGAAGACCCAAAGAAAGGCAUUUGGCUCGAGGCCGGAAAAGCUCUAGACUACUACAUGUUGAGGAAUGGGGACACUCUGGAGUACAAGAAGAAGCAGCGGCCUCUCAAGAUCCGUAUGCUGGAUGGGACUGUGAAGACUGUCAUGGUGGACGAUUCCAAGAUUGUCAGCGACAUGCUCAUGACCAUUUGCGCCAGGAUAGGCAUUACAAACUAUGACGAGUACUCGCUGGUGCGGGACAUCGGCGAGGAGAAGAAGGAGGAGACCACGGGUACUCUUAAAAGAGAGAAGACACUGCUCAGAGACGACAAGAAGAUGGAGAAGUUAAAGCAGAAGCUCCAUACAGAUGACGAACUGAACUGGUUGGACCAUGGGCGGACCUUGAGGGAACAAGGUGUCGAGGAGACAGAAAUGUUGUUGCUCAGGAGGAAGUUCUUCUACUCAGACCAAAAUGUGGACUCCAGAGACCCCGUCCAGCUCAACCUUCUCUAUGUGCAGGCUCGCGACGACAUUCUAAAUGGGUCUCACCCAGUCUCCUUUGACAAGGCCUGUGAGUUUGCUGGUUACCAGUGUCAGAUCCAGUUUGGGGACCAUAACGAGUCGAAACACAAACCUGGAUUCUUAGAUUUAAAAGAGUUUCUUCCCAAAGAGUACAUCAAACACAAAGGAGAGAAAAAGAUCUUCCAGGCACACAAAAACUGCCAAAACAUGACAGAGAUUGAGGCCAAAGUCAGCUAUGUGAAGCUGGCCAGGUCUCUUAAAACCUAUGGAGUAUCGUUUUUUUUGGUCAAGGAGAAGAUGAAGGGCAAGAACAAACUGGUACCACGUCUCCUGGGCAUCACCAAAGAGAGCGUGAUGAGGGUGGAUGAGAAAACGAAGGAGGUGAUACAGGAGUGGAACCUGACCAACAUCAAACGUUGGGCUGCUUCGCCCAAGAGUUUCACUCUGGAUUUUGGAGAUUACCAGGAUGGUUACUACUCGGUGCAGACCACCGAGGGGGAGCAAAUAGCCCAACUUAUUGCUGGUUACAUCGACAUCAUCCUGAAGAAGAAAAAAAGCAAAGACCACUUUGGACUGGAGGGAGAUGAAGAGUCAACCAUGCUGGAGGACUCUGUGUCACCUAAAAAGUCAACAGUGUUGCAACAACAGUUCAACAAAGUGGGUAAGGUAGAGACUGGCUCAGUGGCCCUGCCAGCCAUCAUGCGCUCAGGAGCUGGUGGUCCAGAGAGUUUCCAGAUGGGCUCCAUGCCUCAGGCUAAGCAGCACAUCACCAGUGGACAGAUGCACCGAGGACACAUGCCCCCACUGACUUCAGCUCAGCAAGCCCUGACCGGAACCAUCAACUCCAGUAUGCAUGCUGUCCAGGCUGCUCAAGCCUCUUUGGAUGACUUCGAUACCCUGCCCCCCCUGGGAACAGAUGCUGCAUCCCAAGCCUGGCGCAAAAACAAGAUGGACGAGUCGAAACACGAGAUCCAUUCCCAGGUGGAUGCUAUCACAGCAGGCACUGCCUCUAUGGUUAACCUCACUGCAGGUGACCCAGCAGAGACGGACUACACAGCAGUCGGCUGUGCUGUUACCACCAUCUCCUCCAACCUCACCGAGAUGUCAAAAGGUGUCAAACUGUUGGCAGCGCUCAUGGAGGAUGAAGGAGGAAACGGACAGCAGCUGCUGGGGGCUGCCAAGAACCUGGCCUGUGCUGUCUCUGACAUGCUGAAGACUGCCCAGCCUGCAAACACAGAGCCUCGUCAGAAUCUACUGCAAGCUGCGGGAAAUGUGGGCCAGGCCAGUGGAGAGCUACUCUCACACAUAGGAGAGACGGACACAGAUCCACAGUUUCAGGAUAUGCUGAUGCAGCUGGCUAAAGCUGUGGCUAAUGCCGCAGCAGCCCUUGUACUUAAAGCUAAAAACGUGGCCCAGAAGACAGAGGACUCGGCCCACCAGAACAGAGUUAUUGCUGCAGCUACCCAGUGUGCUUUGUCCACAUCUCAGCUGGUGGCCUGCACUAGGGUGGUGGCUCCAACCAUCAGCUCCCCAGUGUGCCAGGAACAGCUGAUAGAGGCAGGCAAGCUGGUGGCCAAGUCAGUGGAAGGUUGCGUGGAUGCCUCACAGGGGGCCACUAAUGAUGAGGGCCUCCUGAAGCAGGUGGGCGUGGCUGCAACAGGCGUCACUCAGGCAUUAAACGAGCUACUUCAACAUAUCAAACAGUACGCCAGUGGAGGCCAUCCCAUUGGGCGCCAUGGCGAAGCCACUGAUCGUAUUUUGGAUGUCACAGAGAACAUCUUCAGCUCAAUGGGAAAUGCUGGUGAGAUGGUUCGCCAGGCUCGUAUCCUUGCCCAGGCCACAUCUGAUCUGGUCAAUGCCAUCAAGAUGGAUGCAGAGGGAGAGUCAGACCUGGAAAAUUCACGAAAACUGCUAUCUGCUGCCAAACUUCUGGCUGAUGCUACUGCCAAGAUGGUGGAGGCGGCCAAGGGUGCGGCAGCAAACCCUGACAGUGAGGAGCAGCAGCAGAGGCUGCGAGAGGCGGCCGAAGGUCUCCGCAUGGCCACGAAUGCUGCUGCACAGAAUGCAAUCAAAAAACGUCUGGUCAACAAGCUUGAGAAUGCAGCAAGACAAGCAGCUGCAGCGGCUACUCAGACAAUAGCUGCAGCCCAACAUGCUGCCUCAUCCAACAAGAACCAGGCUGCCCAGCAGCAGCUGGUCCAAAGCUGCAAGGUGGUUGCAGAGCAGAUCCCUCAGUUGGUUCAAGGAGUCAGAGGAAGCCAGUCUCAGCCUGACAGCCCCAGUGCUCAGUUGACCCUCAUUGGUGCAAGCCAAAACUUCCUGCAGCCUGGAGCAAAGAUGGUCACCGCCUCCAAAGCCACAGUUCCCACCAUCAGUGACCAGGCUUCAGCAAUGCAGCUCAGCCAGUGUGCUAAGAACCUGGCAAGUGCCCUGGCUGAGCUACGCACUGCCUCACAGAAGGCCCAAGAGGCGUGCGGCCCGCUGGAGUUAGACAAUGCCCUGUCAAUCGUGAGACGUCUGGAGAAGGAUAUUCAGGAUGCCAGAGCUUCAGCUGAUGAAGGCAAACUCAAACCCCUACCAGGCGAGAACCUUGACAAAUGCUCCCAGGACCUUGGUACCAGCACUAAAGCAGUCAGCUCAGCCAUAGCCCAGUUGCUAAGCGAGGCCACUCAGGGCAAUGAGAACUAUACAGGUAUGGCAGCCAGGGAUGUGGCCCAGGCUCUGAAGUCCUUGGCCUCAGCAGCAAGAGGUGUCGCUGCCACCACAGAUGACGCAGGAGCACGUGCUGCUCUGCUGGACUGUGCCAGUGAUGUCAUGGAUAAGUCAGCCAACUUAAUUGAAGAGACCAAGAAGGCCAUCACUAAGCCAGGAGAUGCAGAGAGUCAACAAAGACUGGCCCAGGUGGCUAAAGCGGUCUCUCAGGCCUUGAACAGAUGCGUGAACUGCCUCCCCGGUCAGAGGGACGUGGACAACGCCAUUCGUACUGUGGGUGAAGCCAGCAAAGCUCUCCUGGCUGAUUCUUUUCCGUCCAGCGGAAGGAGUUUCCAGGAGGUUCAGGCGCAGCUUAAUGAAGUGGCAGCCAAUCUGAACCAGUCAGCCAACGAGGUUGUCCAGGCAUCUCGAGCGACCACCCAAGACCUGGCCAGGGCCACCGGCAAGUUCGGGCAAGACUUCAGCAACUUCCUGGAGGCUGGGGUCGACAUGGCGGGAACGUCACAAUCUAAAGAGGAUAAGACACAAGUGGUGUCCAACCUGAAGACCAUCUCAAUGUCAUCCAGCAAACUACUGCUGUCAGCCAAAGCGCUGUCUACUGAUCCCAACUCUCCCAACCUCAAGAACCAGCUGGCAGCAGCUGCUCGGGCAGUUACAGAUAGCAUCAACCAGCUCAUAACCAUGUGCACUCAGCAGGCGCCGGGUCAGAAGGAGUGUGACAAUGCCCUUCGAGAGCUGGAGUCGGUGAGGGGGAUGCUAGAGAACCCGACGGAAGCUGUCAACGAGCUCUCCUACUUUGACUGUAUCGACAGCGUCAUGGAAAACUCCAAGGUCCUUGGUGAAUCUAUGGCUGGUAUUUCCCACAAUGCCAAGAACUCCAAUCUGCCAGAGUUUGGUGACUCAGUCAGUUCUGGCUCCAAGGCCCUGUGUGGUUUGACUGAGGCUGCAGCACAGGCCGCCUAUCUGGUUGGAGUGUCAGACCCCAACAGUUCAGCGGGUCAGAAGGGUCUGGUGGAUCCUGCUCAGUUUGCCCGUGCUAACCAGGCAAUCCAGAUGGCCUGCCAGAACUUGGUGGACCCAGGCUGCACCCAGUCGCAAGUGCUCUCUGCAGCCACCAUUGUCGCCAAGCACACCUCUGCGCUAUGUAACGCUUGCCGCCUGGCUUCCUCCAAAACUCCCAACCCCGUUGCCAAGAGGCAGUUUGUCCAGUCCGCUAAAGAGGUGGCCAACACGACUGCGAACCUCGUGAAGUCGAUUAAGGCUUUGGAUGGAGCCUUCAAUCAGGAGAACAGAGAACGGUGUAAGGCUGCAACUGGUCCCCUGAUCGAAGCAGUGGACAACCUAACGGCCUUUGCCUCCAAUCCCGAAUUUGCUAGCAUUCCAGCUCAGAUCAGUCCUGAGGGUCAUGCAGCCAUGGAGCCCAUUGUAGCAGCAGCAAAGACAAUGCUGGAAAGUUCAACUGGCCUGAUCCAGACUGCGCGCUCGUUGGCCGUCAACCCCAAAGACCCCCCCAAGUGGUCUGUGCUUGCUGGACACUCAAGAACUGUAUCCGACUCCAUCAAGAAACUUAUAACCAACAUGAGAGAAAAGGCUCCUGGCCAGAGGGAGUGCGACGAUGCUAUUGAGGUUCUGAAUGGCUGCAUCCGUGAGGUCGACCAUGCUUCUCUCGCUGCCAUCAGCCAGCAAUUAACACCCCGAGAAGAUAUCUCCAUGGAGGCCCUUCAUGAGCAGAUGGCUGCCUCAGUCCACGAGAUUAGCAAUUUGAUAGAACCAGUCGCCGUGGCUGCUCGCUCUGAGGCUUCCCAGCUCGGCCACAAGGUAUCUCAAAUGGUCAGUUACUUUGAGCCCCUUAUCAUGGCCGCUAUCGGCACGGCGUCGAAGAUUCUGAGCAGCCAGCAGCAGAUGGCUGUCUUAGACCAAACUAAAACUCUCACAGAGUCAGCCCUGCAGAUGCUCUACACUGCCAAGGAAGCUGGAGGAAACCCCAAGGCAGCACACAUGCAGGAGGCUCUGGAGGAGUCAGUCCAGAUGAUGAAAGAAGCAGUCGAUGAUUUGGGGGCCACUCUGGCAGAGGCAGCCAGCGCGGCGGGGGCUGUGGGCGGCAUGGUGGACUCCAUCAACGACGCCAUCAAUAAGAUGGAAGAUGCACCCGCACUCGAACCGGAGGGCACCUUUGUGGACUACCAGACGACAAUGGUGAAGACGGCCAAGGCCAUCGCUGUUACCGUGCAGGAGAUGGUGACCAAGUCUAACACCAACCCUGAUGACCUUGGCGGAUUGGCCAACGAGCUGACUAAUGAGUUUGGAAAUCUGGCAAAUGAGGCAAAAUAUGCAGCGAUUACUGCUGAGAAUGAUGAGAUCGGUUGUCAUAUCAAGAAGCAGGUGGGUGAACUGGGUUUCAGCUGCACCGGUCUGGUGACCAAAGGUGGAGCUCUGCAGUGCAGCCCCAACGAUUCAUUCACCAAGAAGGAGCUGAUCGAAAGUGCUCGCAAAGUCUCAGAGAAGGUCUCGCACGUGCUGGCGGCCCUCCAGGCAGGCAACCGCGGCACCCAGGCCUGCAUCACCGCAGCCAGCGCUGUGUCUGGAAUCAUUGCCGACCUCGACACCACCAUCAUGUUUGCCACUGCUGGGACACUAAACAGAGAGAAUGCGGAGACCUUUGCAGACCACAGAGAAUACAUCCUGAAGACAGCCAAGGCUCUAGUGGAGGACACCAAGCUGUUAGUAUCUGGCGCCGGAGCCAGUCAAGAGAAACUGGCUCAGGCUGCCCAGUCUUCUGUGUGCACCAUUACCAAACUGGCUGAUGUGGUCAAACUGGGAGCUGCCAGCCUUGGUUCUGAAGAUCCAGAGACCCAGGUGGUCCUCAUCAACGCAGUGAAAGAUGUGGCCAAAGCUCUGGGCAACCUGAUCAGCAGCACCAAGGCAGCUGCAGGCAAACCUCAUGAUGACCCCAGCAUGCUCCAGCUUAAGAAUUCUGCUAAGGUGAUGGUGACUAACGUCACGUCGCUCCUGAAGACGGUGAAGGCUGUCGAGGACGAAGCCACAAAGGGGACGAGAGCUUUGGAGGCCACGAUCGAACACAUCAGACAGGAGCUGGCUAUAUUCAGUAGCUCAGACCCACCGGCAAAGACGACCACGCCGGAGGAGUUCAUUCGAAUGACUAAAGGGAUCACUAUGGCAACGGCUAAGGCAGUGGCCGCCGGGAACUCUUGUCGCCAGGAGGACAUCAUCGCCACUGCAAACCUCAGCAGGAGGGCCAUUGCUGACAUGCUGCACUCUUGCAAGCAAGCUGCCUACCAUGCAGAGGUGAAUACGGAGGUCCGGAUGAGAGCCCUGCGCUAUGGCAACGAAUGUGCAACUGGAUACCUGGGACUCCUGGAGCAUGUACUGGUGGUUAUCCAGAAGCCGUCUCACGAUAUGAAGCAGCAGUUGGCCAGCUACUCCAAGAGGGUUGCAGGCUCUGUGACCGAGUUGAUCCAGGCGGCAGAGGCCAUGAAAGGCACCGAAUGGGUGGAUCCUGAGGAUCCUACUGUCAUCGCUGAGAAUGAGCUGCUUGGCGCAGCAGCAGCUAUUGAAGCAGCUGCCAAGAAACUGGAGCAGCUGAGACCCAGGACCAAACCCAAGGAGGCGGACGAGAGCUUGAACUUUGAGGAGCAAAUUCUCGAGGCGGCCAAGUCCAUCGCCGCUGCCACCAGUGCCCUGGUUAAAGCUGCUUCCGCGGCACAGAGGGAGCUGGUGGCUCAAGGGAAGGUGGGAGCCAUCCCAGCCAAUGCAGUAGACGAUGGACAGUGGUCUCAGGGUCUGAUUUCUGCCGCUCGAAUGGUAGCCGCGGCCACCAACAAUCUUUGCGAGGCUGCCAACUCGGCGGUUCAGGGGCACGCAAGUGAGGAGAAGCUCAUAUCUUCCGCCAAGCAGGUGGCCGCCUCCACUGCUCAGCUGCUCGUGGCCUGCAAGGUCAAGGCUGACCAAGACUCCCAGACCAUGAAGAGGCUUCAGGCCGCCGGGAACGCUGUGAAGAGAGCGUCGGAUAACCUGGUGAAGGCAGCGCAGAAGGCGGCGUUUGAUGCUCAGGAUGACCAAGCGGUGGUGGUCAAAAGCAAGAUGGUGGGAGGUAUCGCUCAGAUCAUCGCCGCACAAGAGGAGAUGCUCCGCAAAGAACGGGAGCUGGACGAGGCCAGGAAGAGGCUGGCCACGAUCAGGCAGCAGCAGUACAAGUUUCUCCCCUCCGAGCUGCGGGAAGACGGUCAGGAGCAGUGAGAGAGUCCGUCGCCGGCGCGACGGUGAUCCGCGGAAUGCUCGGGGCCUUCGCUCGGCUACGUGUAGAAAGACAGAGCGGGAAACAUCGACUCUCGAUUCCACGGCAACGAUUCUGAAUUUGUCCCUGUAAUUAAGUCGUCGUCAAAGUGAAAUGUGGUACAACACAGAAAUAGAUGUAUAUGCCUCAAGUCCUCGCAAGGUAUCUAUGCUUUUUGAUAUGUACUGUAUGGUUAUAUACUUUUCAAAAAUAUCGGCCUGGCUUUUAUCGUUCUUUUUAUUUUCCACGUAUUUCGGACAUGCCCACGGUGCCUCCAUAAAAAGUCAGAGGUCUUCCUAUAAGGUCCGAGCACGAGUCCGCCUCCAUAAGUCGAACUUGAGACAGUUUGUAGGUAAGCGCGUCCUGUGCUUUAUAUCAAAAGCUCUACGCAAAUGUUAUGCGAGGGGGGGGGGGGGGGGGGGGGGAACGUCUCAAAACGUUGACAAUAUUUGCAACAUUAGUUCAUCGUUUGGAAUUGAAAGCGGCGACAUUGCGAUGGAUCGAAUAUUUCCGGCAGAUUUCGCCAUCCGGCUUUCGUUCGCGUUUGCCAACAUAGUUUUUGGAAAUUAAACAGCGACGGUAUUUACUCUUGACUUAUAUUCGAGAGACCGGUCAAAAAUCGCCGGGCCUUAUAUUUAACAUCGUAUUUGCUGUAUUUGGGUGUGAAAUGAUUCAUUGAACCUUUGCCAAAGUAUCGAGUGUGAUCCAUAACUAAUGACCGUUUAGGGGAUCCCCGUCGUACUGCAUAGUUCGAGGAUGUCGGUCUAUGCGUUUUUUGUUGUUGUUUUUUUUUUUUUUUUUUUUUUUUUUUUAGGUUACGUCAUGCUUUCCCUUUACUAAAGAGCCGAACGUUAGAUCACUAUUUUCCCCAGCCUAUACUUGUUUUUGAAAGUGCCUUUAUAUUGAAUGCAACACGUAAUUCCAUACGUUCUCCGAUGCCUGUCAUUUAUCCUCCAAUGCACUUAUUCACUUCCUUAAUUGAACAGAGCAUCGUUCCAAUUCACCGUUUCAAGAAUAUUUGCCUCCUUCAGAAUCGGUAAUUUUACAAAGUCGAUCUUUCACAUUGUGACUGGUAUAAAUAUAAUGUUGGUGUAAAACAGUACUACACGGUGGUAUACUGUAAGGGCCGCGUCUAUGCAAUAAAGCCAGUUUUCAUUGGAA
This is a messenger RNA of Phycodurus eques (leafy seadragon), 10176 nucleotides long. RefSeq names its product talin 1 (gene tln1). Gene Ontology annotation, molecular function: integrin binding; actin filament binding; structural constituent of cytoskeleton. The coding region runs from base 1353 to 8978 and encodes 2541 amino acids. NCBI's taxonomy places the organism in Eukaryota, Metazoa, Chordata, Actinopteri, Syngnathiformes, Syngnathidae. The record is from RefSeq and is a predicted model, not a curated record. Gene Ontology annotation, cellular component: cytoskeleton; plasma membrane; ruffle. The transcript is spliced from 56 exons. Gene Ontology annotation, biological process: platelet aggregation.